Messenger RNA from Nilaparvata lugens (brown planthopper), 2215 nucleotides. RefSeq lists its product as uncharacterized. The record is from RefSeq and is a predicted model, not a curated record. The transcript is spliced from 6 exons. Lineage: Eukaryota; Metazoa; Arthropoda; Insecta; Hemiptera; Delphacidae. Bases 382 to 1647 code for a protein of 421 amino acids.
GACAGGGUACGAUGGAGGAGAAGAUCUACGACCGACAAAUCUCGAAACUGUCGCUGUCGAUCAGGGUGGUCGACGAACAGCAGGUGAACCGGCACUACUCGGAGAGCGACCUUCAGGAGUUGUACAAGUUCACGCCAGCCGAUCCGGAUGACAGGCCUAUCCCCAUCGUGCCAAAGGAUCGAUUGCUGUGUGACAUGCUCGAAGAACACAGUUCGCUGAUUUACAAGUGUUCAUGCACGACUCGUUGCUCAGUCACGUCGAAGAGGAGGAGCUAGACGAAGAGGAACAGAGAGCUGCCUGGGAAGAUUACAAGAAUGAGAAGAAGAACGCCCAAAUCUUGAUCGUAUCCAGUCUUCAUCAGUUCCGCCUGACGCCGUUGCAAUGUUGGUCGAUCAGGUAAUCCCAGAACAUGAUGUGCAAAUUAUGACAAAUAUUUUGAGAAAAAAGUUUAAGGACGCUCUUUCUCCUGAGCAACUUAACAGAGUGGUAUUGAAAUCUGUUGAAGAUUGGAGGCGUAGACAAAUUGAUCUCCUUACUGGCGUUACAUCUAAAGCCCUUCCAACAAAUCCCGCAUCUUCCAACAAUCAGGGGAACAAGCAUCAGAUACCAAACAGCAUGUAUCAAUCAGCAGGCAGAUUCGCUAAUAAUGCAGCUACUAAGCCUUACACUGCUGAUUCCACCAAGUGGCCUGUUGCUCUAAGUAACACGUAUGCAGGUGGCACAAUGCAAGCUAAUAGGAUGACUGCUAGAAGGCCAACAACUUCGACUAAUUUCCCUUCAACUAUUAGGAAUGCAAAUGCAAAUAAUGCAUACUUAACCAGUAACUCUGCAAUUCCAGCUAGUAGAACGAUGACUUCAAGUAGCACAUCUUCAAGUAAUGCGAUUCCAGCUAGUAGGACGAUGACAUCAAGUAGCACAUCUUCAAGUAAUGCGAUUCCAGCUAGUAGGAUGAUGCCUUCAAGUAGCACAUCUUCAAGUAAUGCAAUUCCAGCUAGUAGGACGAUGCCUUCAAGUAGCACAUCUUCAAUUAAUGCGAUUCCAGCUAGUAGGACGAUGCCUUCAAGUAGCACAUCUUCAAUUAAUGCGAUUCCAGCUAGUAGGACGAUGACUUCAAGUAGCACAUCCUCAAGUAAUGCAGUUCCAGCUAGUAGGACGAUGGUUUCAAGUAGUGCAAUUCAAACUACUAUGCCAAAAACUAUAACUUUUGAUCCUUCCACAUAUUCAAGUAAUGCUGUACCAACUACUAAGCAGACACCUGCUAGUAGGAUGAUGACUUCUUCCAGUAAAUUUCCUUCCACUAGUAGAUCAACAUUUGCUACUGGUAACUCUUUAAAUACAAGUAAUGCAACUAGUAAAUCUACAACUGCUAGUAAUACUAGCAGUAUAGCUUCAACUAGUAGAGCUACAUCAGUAAUCAAUCCUCCUUCAACUGGUAGAACUACAAGUAGUAAUGCAACUUCAAACAACAUACCUUCAAAUAGUAACCAAGCUACUGCCAGUAAUUCAAUUUCAACUAAUAAUCCCACAUCUGCAAGUAAUACUAGUAGGGCAAGAAUCACAUCUGUGAUUCAAAAAGCAUCAACCAGUAACACUACCUCUGAAAGUAAGCCAAGUUCCAGCGAGAAUAAAUCAAAUAAUGAAGAUUGAAGACUGAAUAUUUUUCCGCAAGCUGCAAGAAUUUAUUUCUUUAUUUGAUAUUGAAUUUAACAGUUUUAUUUCUUCAAAAUUAUAACUUUCCUCUGAAAAUAAACCAAGUUCCAGUGAGAGUAGAUCAUCAAAUAAUGAAGAUUGAAGACUUAAGAACUGUAAUUAAUUUUUCUACAAAAUGCAAGUUGCAAGUAUUUAUUUCUUUAUUUGAUAUUGACUUUAAGUACAGUAUUCGUUUCUUAUAAAUUAUAACAUCCAAUAAUGAUAUUACCAAUCAAACAAUCACAUCUAUACCUAAUACACGUACAAUUUAUGGGCUUUCUAUGAAAGCGUCCACAAGUUGUAAAGAUAGUUAAAAACUUGAUGUUAUUGAAUAAUUAGGUAUUUGGAUUUAAAUUUGCAUAUAUCAGCUAUAUUCAUCAAACAUUGAUGUUUAAUACAUGUGUAUUAUUACCUAUUAUUAUAAUUAAAAAAGCUGCCUAUCCUUUUGUAGAAAAAUUCAAUUUUAAUUUAACCAAUUCUAUUCCAAUUUAUAUUUUUUUAAUUAAAUUUGUCAGUCUAGAUUUGU